Molecule: messenger RNA, 1993 nt
Organism: Oncorhynchus tshawytscha (Chinook salmon)
Lineage: Eukaryota; Metazoa; Chordata; Actinopteri; Salmoniformes; Salmonidae
Exons: 2
Coding region: 1-642 (213 amino acids)
Source: RefSeq, a predicted model, not a curated record
AUGAUCCAUAUGCAGGUUUUGUCCCCCCACCCUUCCCGUUUACCCAAUACUGAGGAGUCAUAUUCAACACACAGACCGGACUUCUUCAAAGACACACCUGGCCUGAGACCGGACUUCUUCAAAUACACACCUGGCCUGAGACCGGAUUUCUUCAAAGACACACCUGGCCUGAGACCGGACUUCUUCAAAGACACACCUGGCCUGAGACCGGACUUCUUCAAAGACACACCUGGCCUGAGACCGGACUUCUUCAAAGACACACCUGGCCUGAGACCGGACUUCUUCAAAGACACACCUGGCCUGAGACCGGACUUCUUCAAAGACACACCUGGCCUGAGACCGGACUUCUUCAAAGACACACCCUGGCCUGAGGCCGGACUUCUUCAAAUACACACCUGGCCUGAGACCGGACUUCUUCAAAUACACACCUGGCCUGAGACCGGAUUUCUUCAAAGACACACCUGGCCUGAGACCGGACUUCUUCAAAGACACACCUGGCCUGAGACCGGACUUCUUCAAAGACACACCUGGCCUGAGACCGGACUUCUUCAAAGACACACCUGGCCUGAGUUCUUGUUCAGUGACGACAAAGUGAAGUGUUUCUACAUCUCAGGUCACUGGUACUUGUCCUUCCAACUGUGAAAGGUUACUUCUUCUUUCCCCCGUGACUAUAAAAUUGAUCCUCCUUAUUGUCCAGCUUGUCAGACCGUGUUACAGGGAGGUCUGACCCAUUGACUUAAAGGAAGCAAUGUUAAAUUUCAAUCUGGCUUUGUCUGUAAUGGUACCCUAUUCCCUAAUGUAGUGCAUAGGUGUCUGGUCCAAGUAGUGCACUACCUAGGGAAUUAGGGUGUAGCCAUAGCGUCCCGAGUGAUGGACGACUUAAUACCCUCUCUGGGAUAUCAAGAUUUUGCUGCAGGCGUGAGCAUUAUAACUUAAUAAGAAACUGGGUUGAUUUAACCUGUACAUACUGUAAAAAAAUAAAAGUUUUACUAGGGAUGACCUGUACAUACUGCAGAAUAAACCAUUGAAAUGUAACGUUGCUGUUAUCAGAGCUCAGCAUGCAUGUCUUUGUUGGUAUGUACUACAUUUUUUAUUUAUUUUAUUUCACCUUUAUUUAACCAGGUAGGUUAGUUGAGAACAAGUUCUCAUUUGCAACUGCUACCUGGCCAAGAUAAAGCAUAGCAGUGUGAACAGACAACACAGAGUUACACAUGGAGUAAACAAUUAACAAGUCAAUAACACAGUAGAAAACAUGGAUGGGUUCACUAUCAGGAAUAUUCAUCUCUGCUGUCUAGGAAAGACAGACCAACACGAACUGUACUCCGCUGGUGGGAAAACCUAUCGCAUCUGUGUUUCCCCACUUAAAUGUUUUCACACUUACUAUAGUGGUAGUGUAGGGGCUCUAUUCAAUCAAUACGUAGCACUGUCGGUCCGCUUUGUAGCGCGAUUUGACUAAAGGCAAUGUUCCCGCAGUCGCAGAGACUGCUUUCACGGUAGAUGCUGCGUAUCUCGGCUCAAACGGAAAUUAUCUUCAUUUUAACGCGGAUCUUCAGCGUUUUUUUAAAUUUUAUUUUAUUUUUAUAGAUUGAAUCCAGCCCUAAACUGGGGAAAGGCGCACCAACCUAGAAGAAAUGGCCCACUUCGAUGUGUUCAUUGUAAUUAUAAGAUUAACAACACCGAUCUCGGUAUAUUCCGUUUAAGCUAUAAAAAGCCCCUAGAAAAUGCCAGUAUAAAAUGGAUGCCGGUGAGAAUGAGGUAUUUGUUCCAUAAAUGCUAAAACAACUGGUGAUAUCUGAUUUUAAAUAAGUUAACUUCAAUGUACAAUCACAGAAAAUGACAAACGAAUCUACUGUUGUCUCCAUUACUUAUGGAAGUGGUCACAUACCUCCCACUUUUUACCUUGCCGGCAAGUAGGAAACAAUACCUGUAAAAUUUAAAAAAACUUUUGGUCCUGUCAGAAAAGUUUAAAAUAAACUUUCCAUGGUGGAAUGAA